Molecule: messenger RNA, 4328 nt
Organism: Paramuricea clavata
Lineage: Eukaryota; Metazoa; Cnidaria; Anthozoa; Malacalcyonacea; Plexauridae
Source: the annotation of a GenBank genome assembly
AGCAAAUCAACCACCACCCAAGCGAGUUUUGGCAAAGUCUGGUGAGCUGAGACAAGAGUAUGAACAUGAAAUGAAUAAGGUAGAAAACUCGAUUGUAGAUCGAUAUGUGACAGUGGCGGAAACUAGGGGGAGGGGGCAACCGCACCUCCCUCCAAUAAUUUCAGAAAACCUUUUUUAAAAUUGAUAGUUGAAUAACCGUGUAACAAAGCUUCAUGUGGCAACUAUUUUCGACCAUGAAAGCGUGGUAAGCUAUAAAUUAAGCUAUACAAUGCAUGGAAUUUAAGGCAAUAUAAAAGUUUAAAGAACUAAGAUUUCCAGGAACAAAAGGUGCAUGUUCGUAUGGUCCCCCAAUGUUUUGCGAAGUGUCUGGCCGGAUUUGCUACAAUAGUAUUUUUUUUGUAAUGAAGAAUAAAUUUUCUAUUUCCAUGACAAUGUUGAUCCAUUCAGUUUGGAAUGGAUGUAAAGAUACAGCAUACGACAAAUAUAUACAAACCAUAUUAUACAAUGUGUGUGAUAUUGCAGAUAAUACAAGUGCAAGAAAAAGAGGAACAAGCAAGUAAGGAUCUUAUCAAAAAUAUUCUUGAAGAAGAACAAGCUCUACAACUACAACAGGAGAAAGAGGAUGAACAGUUGGCCAGGAAACUCUCUAGCCAACAAACUCAGGUAUUGUAUAAUUUUUUUGUAACGAUCAAUAAACCUUAUGCAUAAUGACGUCACAAGGUUUGAUGCCCGCGAGGAGUGCUGGUCUUGGUAGUCAUUGCCUGGGAAAAUGAAACAAUUCAAAAUGGCCACUGUCGAAAUUUUCCCGGGCGAUGACUACUAAGACCAGCAUUCCUCGCGGGCAUCAAGCCUUGUGACGUCAUUAUGCAUAAGGUCUAUUGUCUUUUGAGGCCUGUUCAAUGAGUCCUGCUAACCGGGAGGGAAACUCGCCUGAGUGAGAUCUGCAUGCCCUCUGUUAAAGUGCACCUAAUUAUUUUUAUCAUCUCAUUCUUAAGAACCUCUGAAAUGAUAUAAUAACGACUUUUGAAGAUUUUCGUUUGCUCACUUUGUUUCCGAGAUAUUUAGUUUGUUUGGUAUGCAGAUAUCCGGAAUUUACGUCACAAAUGCAUGGAUAAUGAUUUAAAGUAAAAGCUUGUAUAUCGUAUUCACUAUCGAGUUUAAUUCAUUAAAUGAAGUUUGGAGUUGUGGGAGGAUUACAUAUACCUAUAUGUAAAACACCAUUUAGCCUUUUUAUUUCGUGAUAUUUAACUGUACCUUACAUUCUUUGAUCAGUCAUUAUUUAUAUGUGACGUAAAUUCCGGACAUUUGCAUAUCAAUAAAACUGAAAUAACUCAAACUAAAGUGUGCAAACGAAAAUCUUCAAAAUAAGUUACAAUAUCAUUUCAAAGAUUCUUAGGAAUGAGAUGUUAGAAUGUUAGAAGAAUUGAGGUUAGGUGCACUUUAACACCUAUAAAAUUCAUUGUAUUCAACGAGCCAACCGGCUAGGUGAGAUCUCUGCCUCCUCCGCAGGCCCUCGUUGCGUCAUGGGAAGGUCACACACAAUCUGGCGAGGGCCUGCGGAAUCUUGUAAAAAAAAUGGCGCCGGCGUCACGUCAGCAAAUAAAUUUAUACAUAAUCUUGAAUAUAAACAGGAUUAAAAAAAGCGGCGUGAAACUUGUAAAUUAAAAUGGCGACUCUUAUAGGACGUGGAAGGAAGCGUUUUUUAACGAUAAGGUUUGUUGUCCACACCAACGUUGCACGGAUAAAACUGCCUUCUUUAACGAAGCAGGUUUAGAACAACAUUUAUUCAUUUUACAAGAUUCCGCAGGCCCUCUCGAAAUCGUGACCUUCCCAUGACACAAGAGGGCCUGCGGAGGAGGCAGGUGAAAUCUCGCCUUGUGGGAUCUCAGUCAAGUGGGAUAAAAUCUUCCAUAUGCAUGAAGCUUUUAUCCCACCUGACUAGGAUGGACAUUUUUGGCCGAUUUUGACCUACAAUAUAGUAUUGAACGGCAUAGUUAAUACAAAACGGAAAAUACAAACAAAAAUAAAUAUUAAUAGAACUCAUAGACACUAUUAAAUUUAAAGUCGUAAUACAACUUAUACAAGGUACAGUUUUUGGUGUUUAAUUGCAACAAAAAAUAUUUCGAAGACGCCAUGUUUACACAAUGUUGUCCCACCGAGGAGGGAUAUUACUGUAGGUAGGAUAAAAACAGUCAUAUGAACACAGAAGUGAGCUUCCCAACAAACUGGGCUCAUAUAUGAACAGGCCCUUACUCCUUAGGAGAAAUUUGUCAAUAAAAUCUACAGUAAUGAUGUUGUUUGGAAUUGAAUAACCUGCACUGCAGAAUGCAUUAUACAGUAGGAUGCAGGAUUCAGAUCAGGUGUUUGCUUGCACAGGUUAUUAUACAUAUAUGUACAGUUUUGGCUGUACAUAUACUAUACAGUAACUAAAUGUUUUCCUCUAUAAGGUUAAAACUCACUUCCCAUACUAUGGAAUUUUCAGUACUUAGUAGAUGUGAUGUACAAUUGUUAUUUAUUUUACAUAUCUUGAAAUAGGACAACAAAGAAGGUUCUUCAAAACUUGUCAGAAAUGAAUCAAAAACAGGAGAUGACACUACAAACAUGAACUCCAAAGAUUUAAAGAGAAAGAAAACAACUAAACAUCAAAGAAGAUCCUAUACUUUAAACAAAUACUUUUUCUCCAAGGACAAAGACUCUGGUUAGUGUCUUUUUUAUUAAUUCUACCUUAAUUCAAUGACGACUUGGGAUAAAAAUAUCGUGGCUUUAUUUUCAUUGAAUUGUUUUGUGUAAAUACGGCAUGUAACGUGAUCAAUUAAGAUUUGCUUAUAGAAGAUGUUUAUAAUGUUUUUCACAAAUUUAAAUAUUUAUAAAUAUAUUUGCAGCAUUUUUUAGCACAGUAUUGACACUGCAUGUAUAUACAUGUAUUAUGGUAUAAACUUCAACCAAUUAGAAUUAAACAUUUUUUAAUGUAAUUUUUAUAUAGGAAAUUCAUUAACAAGCAACCCGAAUAGUGAUUAUGACUUAGCUCUGGCAUUACAGAAACAAUUUGACCACGAGGCAGUAGCUGCCAAUAAAAGAGAUGAGUACAUGCUGAGGAAAUCAACACCAGAUAACAAUUGUAGCAAACACACACAGAAAAAUGGACAAGAGAAAUUAGGUAAACAGAAGAAUGGCCAGUCGUAUACCCGUGGUGAACAAAUACCAGAUAAGAUGUUAGUGCAAGUUAAUGGAGACAACACUUUGUUAAUAGAUGAAGAGAAAAUCAAGGUUGUUAACCCACAGAUUCAAAGUAAAGAAAUGCGAAUACUGCGCGACCGCACCAUAAAGUUGGGUGAACAAAAAAACAACAAACAUGAGCUAUGACUAAAUGAAGAAACAUCAUAUAGGAAUGGUGUAUAAUGGCAGUUAAGGUAGCUCGAUAACGUAUUUUGCUGCUCACAGCAUUGCUUUGUGUAGUUUGAGGCAAUGUGCAUUUUGUAUAUGCAUGUUUUCCCUUAGUACACAAACUAUCGGUAAGAAACAAUAUUGUACCCGUGUCUUUACAUAUGGCAUAAAAGUUGUUUUGGUUAUGACUCCUUGGUUAUGACUCCAUGUUUCGCGCAAAAUAGGAAUAGGGUCAAGAUAAGAUCAAAGAGAAAUUAAUAUAUCAAAGAGAAAUAUAUUCUUGCGCAAGUCUAUUAAACAGAUGACAAACACGAAUCACACAUUCUGCAGUUAACGCAUUGACAUUACAGUAUUAAGCUAUUGAGUUGUGUUGGCCACAGCAACGAAACAUUUAAUGACUAUAGUUGCUAGAAUUAUUUUAUCAGAGCUCGUAAAUAUGUUAAAUGACGUAGAUAUAUUUGUAUUAUAUCGUUGUGUUAUUACAGAAUCAUCUUGAGAGAGACGAAAACGUUUUUGACACAUUUGUGAUGUGUUUUUAAUAUACAUGUAUAUUUUCGACAUGAGUUCGCGCACACCCAUGACAAUAGCACGAACAUUUCAAUCUUUCUCGAUCUCGUAUUCAGGGGACUCUCCACAAUUACGUCUCUGAUUACGAAAACGUGUGGGCUAAUAUUCAGAGGUUUACGUCCAAACCCAGGCAAAGAAAAUUCUUGUUAUUAGACAACAAGAAACGGAAAUUCAGCGAACAUAUAACCCAACUCUCCCAUAUGCCAUAUAUAUGUAGCUCAAGGUGACUCCCUGUUAUCUGCUCAUGCAUGUCCAUUAUUAAAUUCAUACCCUGUUCGAUACUGUUCAUAUUGUAUUAAUAAUACUCACGGUCUCUAAUCAAUCGGGAAUGGAGUCCACGAACGAACUAAUCAUCUCCAUCGCUAACGUUUCAUCCU